UGAUGAGAUUAUUAGGACACCAUAUUCGAGAGAGGUGACAGCGGGGAGCGGUACUCGCGGCCAGUCUUACAGUUGGCAUACACGGCUAAAAAAGUGAAAUCGCCAAAUUGGAGCCCCAAGAGGUCAACGGGUUAUGAUGGUUCUGCAACGAUUUGUGGCAUUAUGGCUCGUUCUCUCAGUUGUAGCGGUUUCAGGUAAAAAAGGCAGUAGACUGGGAGAAAAAUGUGAAUACGACAGUGACUGCGACGUCGCAUAUUCUUUCUGCAGAGGUCAACAAGAAUGCAUGUGCAAAAAAGGAUUUGAACAAGGACCAUCCAACGACCGAUGUGUAGCGACGAUUGGCGCGAAAUGUGAGACGCACUAUGAUUGUGCCGGUCUGCCGAACUCUGGGUGCGAAUUGGACAUUUGCACUUGCCGCGAGGGUUUUGUGGCUCACUCAAGCGGACGCGAGUGUCUCAAGGUGGCCGCUCUGCACAUGGAUGUGUGUACAGAACAAGGUCAGUGCUCCUCAGCCUUUGGGGACCGCAUGGAGUGUCGUGACAACAAGUGCCAGUGCAUCCCCAUGUUCCAUUUUGCAGAAAACUUAUGUAUUAAGAGCAAAGCUUUAGAUGAGCAGUGUAGUAGCAGUAAAGAGUGCUAUGUGAGUGAAAACGACGAUGAGAACAAAAAGCUGGUGUGCACAUCUGGAAGGUGUCAAUGCAUCAUGGGUUAUCACAUGGCAUUGGAUCGCAGAACUUGCACAGAUGGUGCUUCACAGAUGAAUUUGAUGUCCCUCUUUGCGGCACUAAUGCUUGGCAUCACUCUCCAAUUUUUCAACUAAUUUAAUGCCGAAAUUUUAAAUUUAAUUUUAUUAAGUUAGGGUUUAAGAUGAAUAAACUUCGCUAUGUUUAAUUUUAA
Cloeon dipterum is the source of this 897-nucleotide messenger RNA. Its product is annotated as multiple epidermal growth factor-like domains protein 6. NCBI's taxonomy places the organism in Eukaryota, Metazoa, Arthropoda, Insecta, Ephemeroptera, Baetidae. The coding region runs from base 134 to 820 and encodes 228 amino acids. The transcript has 6 exons. The record is from RefSeq and is a predicted model, not a curated record.